Paramuricea clavata is the source of this 626-nucleotide messenger RNA. The record is from the annotation of a GenBank genome assembly. NCBI's taxonomy places the organism in Eukaryota, Metazoa, Cnidaria, Anthozoa, Malacalcyonacea, Plexauridae.
AUGAGAUCCAAACCAGAUCCAAAGACAAGUAAUACCAGUCUCAAUGCAAAGGAAGAUAGUGAUGACGAGAAAAGGAAAUUUAUAGAGCGAAAGUGGAAGCGUUUAAACCAAGAUAUGAAAAGUGCAAUCAUUAAAGUGGAAACAGCCAAACAAAAUACAGAAAAGCUAGUUAAAGACGAACUAAAUGAACAUAAAGCUGAAUUUUCAGAACUUAUUAAAUCGUUAGAUCAAUUGAUAAGUGAGACUUAACAGUCAAUCAAUCAAUCAAUCAAUCAAUCAGUGAACGUGACAAUUUACAAAUCGAUGACAGCUGUCAAAGGUGUGGCAAGAAGCAUCAUACACUUCUACAUCUUGACGUAGAAAAUCAGUCAAUCAGUGAACGUGACAAUUUACAAAUCGACGACAGUGGCAAAAACUGGACUGAGACCUGUGCUGAUAUGUAUAGUGAAUUAAAGUCAAAUCAAGAAAGUAUAGCGUCCCUCAUUAGUGAGCAAUGUCAACAAGAAAAGGCAAGAAAAGAAAAGGAACAAGAAAAACUACUAAUACAAGAAGAGGAAGAACGAAAACGAUAUGAAGCCGAAGUAAAGUUAGAAACCAACAGCACCGAGAUGAAAUCAAUAAACUGA